UUAAGGCAAAAAUGAUAACAUUAUGUUCUCAAACAUUAGCAUCUUCAACAAAACCAAACACACCCAAAUAAAAAGGUACUUUAGACCCAUUACCUUUGAACCAUUACUAUAUAUGCCAAUACAAUAUGCUCUAAGAAUCCACAAUUACCAUGGAACAUAAUCAAGAAAAUAAGCUCCAUUGUAGAGUAGUACUAUUCCCUCAAUCAUAUACAGGCCACUUAAUCCCAAUGCUUAACUUGGGAUAUGCCCUUUAUUCUAAGGGCUUUUCCAUCACUAUAAUUCAUACCCGUUUUAACUCCCCAGAUCCAACAAAAUACCCGAAUUUCAACUUCUACUUCAUUGAAGAUGUUCUGUCAAAAGCUAAAACAUCUUCAACAGGUUCUUUGGAUACUAUAAGAGUACUUAAUGAGACUUGUUUGGAGCCUUUUAAGGAUUGUUUGUCACAUAUUAUGGAGGUUUCUUCGAAGGAUGGUGAGCCGGUUGUGUGCCUUGUGUCGGAUCCUAUGUGGGUGUUUGCUGGGAUUGUUGCUGAUCAACUAAACCUUCCUAGGCUUGUUCUACGAACUGGUGGGUUGUUGGCUUUUGUUCUUUAUGACUCAUUGCCAGUUCUAAAGGAUAAAGGCUAUUUCCCCAUACAAGAGACUCAAAAAGAAGAACCACUGUUGAAGGUCCCACAUCUUAAAGUAAAAGACCUUCCUGCAGAAGAACAUCAUAAUGUACUACUUAACAUGGUUAAAGAAACCAAAAACAACUGUCAAGGAAUGAUCUGCAACACAUUCAAAGAACUUGAAGGCUCAAUUCUAGACACACUCCAAGCAAAAAUGCUAGCUACUCCUAUUUUCUUAAUAGGUCCUCUACACAAAUACUCGUCCACUUCAUCGAGUAGCCUAGUCGCUCAAGGCCAAAGCUCGAUUACUUGGUUAAACGAACAAUCGCCACAUUCAGUCCUGUAUGUAAGUUUCGGAACAGUAGCAGGAAUAAGCAAGGAACAAUUGUUAGAAGUAGCUUUUGGAAUUGCCAAUAGCCAGCAACCCUUCUUAUGGGUGAUUGGGCCGAGGCUACUAAAUGGAUCAGAGAAAUACGACGAACUUUUCCCACAGUAUCUUCUCGAGAGUCUGAGUAAGAAGGGUUACAUUGUCGAAUGGGCACCACAGCAAGAGGUAUUGGCACAUCCAGCAAUUGGCGGGUUUUGGACUCAUUGUGGGUGGAAUUCAAGUAUCGAGAGUAUUUGUGAAGGAGUACCCAUGAUUUGCCUUCCGUUUUUUGGCGAUCAGAUGAUGAAUGCCAGGUAUAUAACUGAUGUUUUGAAGAUCGGGUUACAGUUGGAGAAAGGAGUGUUGGAAAGAAAUGAAAUAGAGAAGUCGAUUAGUAGAUUAAUGGUGGGAAAGGAAGGUCGAGAUAUAAGAGAAAGGAUAAGCGAUUUGAAAGCGAAAGCUAAGCGUUGCCUAAUGGAAGGCGAGUCUUCAUACGAGUCGUUGGAUCGAUUAAGUAGUUAUAUCUUAUCAUUUUGUGGACAGAAACUGUGAGGAUUUGCAUAGAUUCAGCAAAUAAGGUGUCCUAAAUUUCAACAGAAUCUAUAAUGUAGUACUUUAUCUUUGUUCAAGCAGCUACAAAUAAAUCAAUUUGUUUGUGUUGUUUUCUUCUCAAUUCCAGGCCCUGUUAGAGGCAGAUUAAAAAUUAAUAAUUUGUUAGUAGGCUCUGUGCAAUUUCAAAAUUUUUGAUAAUUUUCUAAGAGCUUUGUAUCUUUAGACACUUAACAUAUAUUACGUAAUUUAAUAUUAAGGAUCCC
Molecule: messenger RNA, 1789 nt
Organism: Amaranthus tricolor (Joseph's coat)
Lineage: Eukaryota; Viridiplantae; Streptophyta; Magnoliopsida; Caryophyllales; Amaranthaceae
Product: UDP-glycosyltransferase 76B1-like
Exons: 2
Coding region: 150-1526 (458 amino acids)
Molecular function (GO): UDP-glycosyltransferase activity
Source: RefSeq, a predicted model, not a curated record